AUGGGAAGCAACAUAAACUAUCUCUUUGGUGGCACCAAGCCUUGGGACAGCAGUCUCUGGACAGCUUCAGAUGAUCGCGUCCGCGGCGGCUCCAGCAUCUCACAACUAACAGUGUCAAGCCCCACGCAGGCCGUCUUCCACGGUCAUCUGGAUACAAAGACGCUCGGUGGCGCAGGCUUUGCUUCGCAGCGUACAAAGGGCGAUCUUGCGCUGGAUCUUUCCCACACAGCGGGUCUGCAGCUCGUUCUCGGCGCGGGGAACUCGACGCAGAAAUUCACGCUCAAUGUCAAGGACACCAUCCCUGGUAAGAGACCUGAUGGCAGAGAUGAGUCUGGCGUGAGCUGGGAAGUGGACUUUGAGGCGCCGAGUGAGGGUGGUGUGCUUGUCAAGCAUUGGGAUGAGUUCAAGGCGACGUAUCGGGGCAGGGAGGUCAAGAACCCUGAGCCAUUGAAGGUGGGCGACAUCAAGAGAGUAUCCAUCAUGGCGCGAAGCUUCUUCGAUAAGCAGGAUGGAGACUUCAAGUUGGUUGUCAACUCGAUUGGUGCGGUCUGCAAAGACCACGAUGAUAGUGACGACGAGGAGGAUUUGAAGAAGCAUGCUGCUGUACCUGCGCAGGCUAGCCCUCGCCCUGCGUGGAAGGCUCUGUUCUGUGGUCUUUUGUAA
Messenger RNA from Fusarium coffeatum, 663 nucleotides. RefSeq lists its product as uncharacterized. The coding region runs from base 1 to 663 and encodes 220 amino acids. The transcript has 3 exons. The record is from RefSeq and is a predicted model, not a curated record. Lineage: Eukaryota; Fungi; Ascomycota; Sordariomycetes; Hypocreales; Nectriaceae. Gene Ontology annotation, biological process: NADH dehydrogenase complex assembly.